This is a messenger RNA of Malania oleifera, 1133 nucleotides long. Its product is annotated as large ribosomal subunit protein eL20z-like. The record is from RefSeq and is a predicted model, not a curated record. NCBI's taxonomy places the organism in Eukaryota, Viridiplantae, Streptophyta, Magnoliopsida, Santalales, Ximeniaceae. The transcript has 6 exons. Bases 489 to 797 code for a protein of 102 amino acids.
GACCGCGACGCGACAAAGGCAGCGCUUCUUUGUAAAUGCUUCUUCCUAUUGAUUUCAAUUUGAUUAAUGAAUAAUGGGGGAAGGCGUUGAGCACAUUUGAGGAGUUGCUUCUCCACAGAAGCUGCCUUUUUUCUUCGCCCGCUGCCGGUGUCUUUUUGGUUUACCCUUUUCUUUUUGUUUCUUCAUUUUUCAGUUCUGCGUUUCAGUGAACUCAAAGCCAAGUUGACUCUCCGUCGCUGUCUCUCCCUCUAUCUGCGGAGGUUUGUUUGUUUUGGUAAGGUUUUGGGGGAAGUUCUCCAGAAUUCAGGACAGCAGCAAAAACCAUGUUGAAUUUUAAAAUUUCUUGUGUCAUUUGCUUCCCCCAUCUAUGCUGAAUCCUGUACUCUGGUGGACCAGGGAAGUUUUUGUAUGGCAGCUUAAAACCAGGCAGAAGAGCUGAACACAUCAACUUACUGAAAAUAAAAGAAAGUUGGACAAUUCAAGGACCCAUGGAUCAGAGGCUUCCAACAGAUGGUGGGGACAGUGAAAAAGGCAAUUAUACCCUUCUUAAAGAUGAGGAGAGGCAUGAAUUGGGAACAUAUGACAAACCCCUCCCUUGCUUCGGCUGUGGAAUAGGAUGGUUUUCCCUUCUACUUGGAUUUGUCUUGCCAUUAAUGUGGUACUUUGCUACAAUUCUGUACUUCCUAAACUACUACGACAAGGAUCCGAGGGAGCGAUCAGGGCUUGCUGCCUGUGCUAUAGCUGCUUUAAUAUGUACAGUUGUUCUGACGAUCGUAGUAGCUAUCCUGGUGUUCUAAUCCUUCGGUAAUACAAUUCCUCCUCGCCUAUUAAGGCCCGUGAAUUUUUCGCAGCGUCUUAGCUGAUGGCAUGUAUUAUGUAAAUGCGUCAGACCUGUAUUUCAAGUGGGGAACUGGUGUGCAAUGGAUUCACCGAAACCCAGCUGUUCGAACGAUUCACCACUCAGUUCCCCACCAGUGUAUGUACAUAAUGGGAAUAUUGUACGAUAAGUACUCGGAGAGUUUGGUUACCAUCUACUGGAUGUUUAUAAACCACUGAAUUAUAGAUGAAUUGACGAGGUAAUUGCUCAUUACUGUACUGAAAUCCGAUACCAAUCUAAGUUUUUGCUUUUGGCA